Molecule: messenger RNA, 4194 nt
Organism: Physeter macrocephalus (sperm whale)
Lineage: Eukaryota; Metazoa; Chordata; Mammalia; Artiodactyla; Physeteridae
Gene: ADAMTS8
Product: ADAM metallopeptidase with thrombospondin type 1 motif 8
Biological process (GO): extracellular matrix organization; proteolysis
Molecular function (GO): zinc ion binding; metalloendopeptidase activity
Source: RefSeq, a predicted model, not a curated record
CUUUAAUAUGACCUUUCUCGCCUCCCUCUUUUGCUUUACAAUGAAAAGCUCUGGAACCUUCUCUGGAGCUCUCUCUUCUGCACAGUCGCAUCCCCGAAGUGACACUGUCGCUGGGACCGGUGUGAGGGUCUCCUGGGGUAUGUGUCCCGGGCACUUGGCCUCAGAGGAGGGAGCGACUGGGGUCUCCCCAAGGAUGCUGGUGGAGGGGCCCGUUCAGCACUGGAGGAGUUAAUGUGGGACCGCGUAAGCGAAGGGGAAAAAGUUGGAGUUGACACUUAAAGGGGGGCGGGGGGGGCGGGGGAGCGAGCCCCGCUGACUCCUGAUUGGUUUUACAUUUCAUCCGAAUUUUUUUUCUCUCCUCUCUCUCUCCCUCUUUUCAGUUUCUCUCUCUGAUCCCAGGGGAGGGGAAACGGGAAUAGUGAGAGAUCAAAAAUAAACCUCUUAUGUCAAAGCCGCGGAGGAAGUAUAAAUACGAAGGGCUCGGCAGCCCACUCUGGGCUUCCCGGGCUGGGGAGAAGGCAGGCGCGGAGGACGCGCGCGCGGCAGGGGCGCCAGUUGCUCGCGCUCGGCUGGGCGGGAGGGCGCGGCGGCAGCCGCGCCAGCCGGAGGGGCCGCCCGGGGACCGCCGCCGCCAGGCGCCCACCGGCCGCGCGGCCGGCCAGCCACCCGCUCCUGCCCGCGCCGGGCCCGCUUCCCCCGCCGCCCGCGCCGCAGCCGCAGCCCCCAUGCCCCGCGCCGCCCCCCGGUGGCCGCCGCUCCUGCUGCUGCCGCUGCUGCCGCUGCUGCCGCCGCCGCCGCCGCCGCUCGCCCGCGGCGCCCCGGCCAGGCCUGGAGGCGGGGCGCCGGCCUCGGCGCUGGUGGUGCCCACGCGGUUACCGGGCGGCGCGGGCGAGCUCGCGCUCCACCUGUCCGCCUUCGGCCGCGACUUCGAGCUGCGCCUGGCGCCCGACGCCAGCUUCCUGGCGCCCGAGUUCAAGAUCGAGCGCCUCGGGGGCUCCGGCGGGGCGGCCGGGGUCGAGCAGGAGCUGCGCGGCUGCUUCUUCUCGGGCACGGUGAACGGGGAGCCCGAGUCGCUGGCGGCCGUCAGCCUGUGCCGCGGGCUGAGCGGCUCCUUCCUGCUGGACGGCGAGGAGUUCACCAUCCAGCCUCAGGGCGCGGGGGGCUCCUUGCACCAGCCGCACCGCCUGCAGCGCCGGGAGCCCGGGCGCGCAGCCGCCGCCGAAGCCCAGCCCUUGCCCGGAGCGCCCGAGUGGGAGGCGGAGAAGGGAGAGGGCCAGAGGCAGGACGACGAGGAGGACGAGGAGGACGAGGAGGACGAGCAGAGCAAAGAAGAGGAGGCACAAGGCGCCAGCGAGCCGCCGCCGACCCUGGGGGCCACGAGUAGGACCAAGCGGUUUGUGUCUGAGGCUCGCUUCGUGGAAACUCUGCUGGUGGCCGAUGCGUCCAUGGCUGCUUUCUACGGAGCCGACCUGCAGAACCACGUCCUGACGCUGAUGUCUGUGGCGGCCCACAUCUACAAGCACCCCAGCAUCAGGAACUCCAUCAACCUGAUGGUGGUGAAGGUGCUGAUCGUGGAGGAUGAGAGAUGGGGCCCCGAGGUGUCCGACAACGGCGGGCUGACGCUGCGCAACUUCUGCCACUGGCAACGGCGCUUCAACCAGCCCAGCGAUCGGCACCCCGAGCACUUUGACACGGCCAUCCUGCUCACCAGACAGAACUUCUGCGGGAAGGAGGGCUUGUGUGACACCCUGGGCGUGGCGGACAUUGGCACCAUCUGUGACCCCAGCAAGAGCUGCUCCGUGAUCGAGGACGAGGGCCUGCAGGCGGCCUACACUCUGGCCCACGAGCUUGGGCACGUCCUCAGCAUGCCCCAUGACGACUCCAAGCCCUGUGCUCGGCUCUUCGGGCCCCUGGGCAAGCACCACAUGAUGGCGCCCCUCUUCGUCCACCUGAACAAGACGCUGCCCUGGUCCCCCUGCAGCGCCAUGUACCUCACGGAGCUCCUGGACGGCGGGCACGGAGACUGUCUCCUGGACGCCCCUACCUCGGCCCUGCCUCUGCCCACAGGCCUCCCGGGCCGCCGGGCCCUCUACGAGCUGGACCAACAGUGCAAGCAGAUCUUUGGGCUGGGCUUCCGCCACUGCCCCAACACCUCUGCUCAGGACAUCUGUGCCCAGCUCUGGUGCCACAUGGAUGGCGCCGAGCCCCUUUGCCACACGAAGAAUGGCAGCCUGCCCUGGGCGGACGGGACGCCUUGUGGGCCCGGGAGCCUCUGCUUGGAUGGCAGCUGCCUGCCUGAGGAGGAAGUAGAGAAGCCCAAGGCCGUGGUGGAUGGAGGCUGGUCCCCGUGGGGACCCUGGGGAGAAUGUUCACGGACCUGCGGAGGAGGAGUACAGUUUUCACACCGCGAGUGCGAGGACCCCGAGCCUCAGAACGGAGGGAGAUACUGCCUGGGUCGGAGAGCCAAGUACCAAUCGUGCCACACGGAGGAGUGCCCCCCUGAUGGGAAGAGCUUCAGGCAGCAGCAGUGUGAGAAGUACGACGCGUACAAUUACACGGACGUGGAUGGGAACCUGCUGCAGUGGGUCCCCAAGUACGCAGGGGUGUCCCCCCGGGACCGCUGCAAGCUGUUCUGCCGAGCCCGGGGGCGGAGUGAGUUCAAAGUGUUUGAAGCCAAGGUGAUCGACGGCACCCUGUGCGGGCCCGAGACUCUGGCCAUCUGUGUCCGUGGCCAGUGUGUCAAGGCUGGCUGUGACCACGUGGUGGACUCGCCUAGGAAGCUGGACAAAUGCGGCGUGUGCGGCGGCAAAGGCAACUCGUGCAGGAAGGUGUCCGGUUCCCUCAACCCCUCCAGUUAUGGCUACAAUGACAUCGUCACCAUCCCAGCUGGCGCCACUAACAUUGACGUGAAACAGCGGAGCCACCCAGGGGUCCAGAACGACGGCAACUACCUGGCCUUGAAGACCGCCGACGGGCAGUACCUGCUCAAUGGAAACCUGGCCAUCUCCGCCGUAGAGCAGGACAUCCUGGUGAAGGGCACCGUCCUCAAGUACAGCGGCUCCGUCGCCUCCCUGGAGCGGCUGCAGAGCUUCUGGCCCCUGCCUGAGCCCCUGACCGUGCAGCUCCUGUCACUCCCUGGGGAGGCCUUUCCCCCCAGAGUCAAAUAUACCUUCUUUGUCCCUAAUGACGUGAACUUCAGCAUACAGAGCAGCAAAGAGAGAGCGACGACCAACGUCAUCCAGCCCCUGCUCAAUGCGCAGUGGGUCCUGGGAGACUGGUCUGAGUGCUCCAGCAGCUGCGGGGCCGGCUGGCAGCGGCGGGCCGUGGAGUGCCGCGACCCCAGAGGCCAGGCCUCCACCACCUGCGACGAGGCUCUGAAGCCUGAGGAUGCCAAGCCGUGCGGAAGCCAGCCGUGCGCCCCGUGAUCCAGUGGGCGGGCCAGGCUUAUGCUCAUGGACUCGGGGCGCGGGGUGCAGACCAGGGUCACGCUACGGUGACCCCACGUCUGGGGGUGGCGUGGCCUGCCUACCCAGGCCCCCCACUGCUGCAGCUGGGCAUGAAUCCAUGGGGGGAGGAGAGGAGAGGAGCAGACCACAGAUGCUAAAGUCUACUAUCUAGUGGGUUGGACCUUGCUUGGGUUCAAGCAGAGGGUAUAGGUUAAAAGGUAAAGAGUGCUCUUAUGGACCCAAAAAGAAGACUCGGUCAGCCUGUUUGCAAAGGACUAACAAAGUUAAACGAAAAAUGUUUUUUCUACUUGGUUCCCUCGUUAAAUAAUCUACCUCAGAGGGGAAAAAAUUAGUCAGAGAUGUGGAGUAGGGGUGGAUGGGGAGUGUCAAAGCAAGCACUGUAGCUGCACCCCGAACUGUCUUCAGAAAUGACCAGGAGUGUCUUCAGUAUUAAACCCAUCGCCUGGAGGGCUGCGAGUCGCAGGAUUGUGGAGAGCCCCGUGUUCUCAGGCUCCCACCGGCAGGGGUGGAUCCAUUUCAAGUAUUUAUGCAAAUGUGUCUCUGAACUAAAGUGUGAUCUUGUGCCAGUGGAGUGGUCUGAUCUGGUUCAGUAUUUCUUUGGAAAGGGCAGGGGACCCAGGGCCCAAGGACAGAGGCUAAAACUAGGUCGGCUCACCUUGAGCACAGCCAGGGAAGCUGGCACCUUGCCUGCACCUCUGAGGCCUCCCCUGAAUUCUCACGUCUGCUG